Messenger RNA from Colletotrichum graminicola M1.001, 1938 nucleotides. Its product is annotated as SAP domain-containing protein. The transcript has a single exon. The record is from RefSeq and is a predicted model, not a curated record. Bases 1 to 1938 code for a protein of 645 amino acids. NCBI's taxonomy places the organism in Eukaryota, Fungi, Ascomycota, Sordariomycetes, Glomerellales, Glomerellaceae.
AUGAAGGAUUGGAGCAAACAAACCGUCGUCCAACUCAAGGCGGAGUUGAAGCGCAGAGGACUUGCAGUCGCUGGCCUCAAGCAGGAACUUGUCGAUCGCCUUGCAGAAAACGAUAACGAGGCUGCUGCGCAAAACACAGAGGCAUCUACAGCAGAGCCUGAGCUGGCAGCGAGCCCCAAGCCCGAGACUGAGGAGGCUACCGCGGCCGAAACUAUUCCCAUCGACAUCACCCCGAGCAAUCCCGUCGUCGCUGAAACCGAGACCACCGUUGUUGAAGCAGUCGAGAAUGGCUCAGAAGCUAGCCACCCGCCAUCGACUGUUGAGUUGGACAAGCAGGACACUACGACCGUUCCACAGUCGAUCGCCGCGCUGGACCCCACACCUCCUGCCCCUGCCGAGAUAGCGCAAGAUGCGCAGAAACGGAAGCGACGAUCAGAGAGCCCAGUCGAGUCGUCCGAGUCGGUUUCUCACAAACGUGUCAAGGCAGGCCAGGAUCGCAUCGACGCAGGCAUGGAGAACGAUGCCGAGGGUUCGGGGCAACCGGCCAUCGCCGGGGUCAUAAACCAGGUCAAGGAGGGCAUCAAGGAGACGUUGAAGGAGGGCUUGGAAGGAGGCACGAGUCUCGUUGACGAUAUCGCGAAAGAUGCGAGGGUCAUUUCGGAGAACCUUGCCGAGUCUAUGGAACAGGACCAGGCGCCGCCUGGUGCAAACGACGAGGACACGAUGAUGGCUACUUCUCAUGACGCAUUUCAUGAGGAGGUCAACGAGGGCGAUGCUUCGAAUGCAGCAGCGCGCGAAGAGCCCAUGAAUGUCGAUUUUACGCCUGAGCCAGCCCACCAGAACACAAACCAUCAAGACGAGCACGGCGCCAUGGAUGAUGAGAGAACUGUCGAAGCAGCCAGGCAUCAUGCCACUGAGUCCCUCUACAUUAGGAACCUUAUGAGGCCCCUUAAGGAAGACACGGUUCGCGCACAUCUCGUCGAGCUGGCAGCCCCUGCUGAUGCUGAGCCAAACGAUGACGACAUCGACCUUUUCUACCUCGACCAAGUCAAGACCCACGCCUUUGCUGUCUUCAGUUCUGUCACCAAGGCUUCGCGCGUUCGCAACGCCCUGCAUGGCCUCCGCUGGCCGGAUGAAAGCAACCGCAAGGAGCUGUGGGUAGACUUCGUUCCGACAGACAAGGUCCAAGUAUGGAUUGACGAGGAGCAGGCUCAAAGCCGCGAUAGAAGCAUUCGCUUCGAGGUCCUCUACGAUGAAGACGGCGUUGCUAGUCUGGUCUCGGGCUCUACAGCCCAGCCUGCACGACCAGCUCCAGAACCAACCAGGCUUGCGCCAUCUGGUCCCGCGGUCAAAGAUGUGAACGCCAUUCCUAUUGGCCCCCGUGGCGGUCUCGGAACACAAGGUGCGCCAUCUGGACCCAGAGGGGAUGCGCCACGUGGACCCGGUCCUAGACCCCCACGACAAAUUCAGGGCUUCCCCGGAGGCGAUAUCCGAACUACUCGCGCCAGCCCCCCGAUAUCUUAUCAGCCUGUUUCUGAUGAUCUGGGUGCUAGACGCAUUAGGAAUAUGCGUUCUCACUACACUACUGAGAUUGAUCGCGAUCUGGGUUCUGAGACCGAAAUCAACCGAUACACCUUCGAAAAUGGCGACAAGUUUGUCGACCGCGGUAAAGAAAACUUUGUGGGCAUUCGCCCUCCACACCGAGAAGCUGAGCGGCAUCGACAGGGAGCUGGCGGAGCACCGCCGUACAGAGGUCCUCCACCGCGCGGCGGUAGACGCGGUGGCAAUGGCCGCCGUGGAAACCGCAUGGUCAGUGACCGGUACCUGCCUGGUAUCAAUGAAGGUGGCCCGUACAGACAGGGCGACCGCGGAAACUUUGGUUCUCGUCACGAUGGUGGACGCCGUUUCCGCCCGGAUGACCGCGACAGUCGGUUUUAG